GAAAAUACUCUUUUCACGGUGACUGACUGCCGUUGGUUAACCGAGAUAGGGAGAGCGUUGGGCUGGGGUCCGACGUUACUGUGUUUCCUUGUUCUGUUGGGUUCUCUCGUUAUAGCCAAUGAGGGCAACAAGUCGGGUGUUUACUUCCGGAAAGCCUCUAGGCGUUUCAUCCUGCUGUCGUUACACAAGUCCAUUGACUAGCCAAGUCAGUCGUCCUUGUCGGCCCUAGCUCCACAAUGCUUCAUCAUGAAAUAGGAUAUAAACCCUGAGAUUUUACCAUCAACGGGUCUCUUCUCACAGAGUGGAAGCAAGCACAGCAUUCAGCAAGCGCCGCCAUCACAAGAACAAAUUGUAGGAAAGAGAAAGAUACUGCUAGGUAUCACUCCACCACAGUCAAGCCACGGCAAUUUCUCUCCCUCCUUGACACGUUUGCUAUACGCAAUGCUUCCUCUCAACAACAUCAUUCUUCAAAGUCACGUCCCCCUCCGUCUGCAGCAGCUGGAUCUGCUAGCUCCGAGCGCUGGUCCGCUCUCGAUUCCAUCCGCAGUCGGCGAAGGCAUUCGGAAGGCUCCAGGACUGCCUGGUAUCCGCUGUUCGACAUGUGCCGCCAACGGCGAGGUUGUUUGGGUUAUCCCAGGCCGUGCUUGUGGCUUCUGCCGCACUCCGGCCAUGCGGGAUUGACAGAUACCAGGUCAUGAGAAAGGACACUUUUGGGGAGGAGCAUGGAUAGACGACACUCGCUUUAUAGACACUCGCUUCGUAGAAGGGACAAGACAGCAGCGGCGGCAUCGGGAGGAGGAGUUCAAUAUGUUUGUUUGUUUGUUUCGGAGUUUUUGGAAUGGGUUAAAGGAAAACUGCUUCAUCACGGUCGUUCAAAAGUUUCAAGACGGAAUCCUACCUAGUAUAACAUGGUAUAUCUUUUCGUGGCGGCCUCUGUUGUCUGCUGCCUGUCGUGCAACACUCCUUGACAUCCUGCCUUCCCUGCACCCACCAGUUCGACAGGCGGACAAGUCGGUGUCACCUCAUCUUGAUUCCAUGUUAUCACA
Neurospora hispaniola is the source of this 1046-nucleotide messenger RNA. RefSeq lists its product as uncharacterized. The record is from RefSeq and is a predicted model, not a curated record. Bases 442 to 681 code for a protein of 79 amino acids. Lineage: Eukaryota; Fungi; Ascomycota; Sordariomycetes; Sordariales; Sordariaceae. The transcript is spliced from 2 exons.